UCCGGACCGAGCAGAGCACACCGAGUAGCGAGACCCGUCCCGGUAUCCUAUAAAAUGCACCUCACAUCGGAGGAUCCAUCCACAGCAUACAGAGCAAACCAAAGCAUCCAGGUUCCAGAGCAGCAGCAGUUUCGAGCUGAGUUGAGUGUUCUUGGGGUUGCCAAUGGCGGACAUCGCGAUGCUGGUGGCGGAGGAGCACGAGAAGAGGCUGAAGCGAGGGGCGCCCCGCGUCGUCGCCGCCGCGGCCGCCGACGAGGAGGAGGAGGCGUCCAAGGGCAAGGUGAACUUCGGGGCGGUGACCAAGGUGUGGGGCGCCUGGGCCGAGUCCGCCGCCGCCGCCGCGUCCGGGGUCAAGGUGCGCGUCUCGGUGCUCGCCAAGUCUGAGUUGGUGGCGGCGGCGGCCGAGCCCAAGAGCCCGGUCGCCCUGGCAGCCUUCGACGGCUUCUUCUCUGCUUAACGAGUAGUGUGUGAAUUGAUUCGGAGGAGUUUACCUCUCCCCCAGUGUCAUGUACUGUAACUCCGAUGUGUACAUAACCGUGUGGUUUGCUGAUUUGCAACAAGGAAGAAGUGUGCUUUUUGUA
Hordeum vulgare subsp. vulgare (domesticated barley) is the source of this 581-nucleotide messenger RNA. RefSeq lists its product as uncharacterized. Bases 164 to 457 code for a protein of 97 amino acids. Lineage: Eukaryota; Viridiplantae; Streptophyta; Magnoliopsida; Poales; Poaceae. The record is from RefSeq and is a predicted model, not a curated record. The transcript has a single exon.